ACAUUGAAGAAGUAAAUCAAAGAAAUGGCUUGUUCCCGAUCAUACAAAGACACGGAUAUCGUAAUUGUUAGUGCGGUAAGGACUCCAGUAGGAUCACUCAAUGGUGACCUUAGUUCGCUACAAGGACAUGAAUUAGGGACGCUAGUGAUAAAGGAAGUGUUAUCACGGUCAGGGGUGUCCCCUUGUGACGUGUCAGAGGUGAUAUUGGGGCAGGUUUAUACUGCAGGUCAAGGUCAAGGACCUGCAAGGCAAGCAGCAAUGAAUGCUGGGAUACCUCCAACAGUGCCGGCAUAUGGUGUAAACAUGUUGUGUGGCUCUGGAUUAAAAGCUGUUGCCCUUGGUUACCAAGCUAUAGCAACAGGAGACUCUUCAGUUGUUGUUGCCGGGGGACAAGAAAGCAUGAGUCAGGCACCUCACUGUUGUCAUAUGAGGUCACCAGUGAAGUUUGGUGAUGUAACACUAGUAGAUACUAUGCUAAAAGACGGCUUGAUUGAUGCCUUUCAUAAAUAUCACAUGGGAAUUACAGCUGAGAAUGUUGCCAAGCAAUGGGGAAUUUCCAGGCAUGAACAAGAUAAAUUUUCAUUCACAUCACAACAGCGUACAGAGGCAGCUCAGAAGGCUGGCUAUUUCAAAGAUGAGAUUAUUUCUGUGCAAGUGAAGUCCAGAAAAGCAACAACAGAAGUAACAGAAGACCAGUUUCCCAGGCACGGCACAACAUUAGACGGACUUUCACAACUCAAGUCCUGCUUUCUCCAGGAUGGCACAGGUACCGUCACGGCAGGCAAUGCUUCUGGAAUCAACGAUGGUGCUGCUGUUGUUAUGCUCAUGUCUUUUGCCGAGGCAUGUCGAAGAAGUGUCAAACCCAUUGCACGUAUCAUCUCAUGGGCUCAGGCUGGGGUUGAACCUUCAGUCAUGGGAACUGGUCCCAUCCCAGCAACUAGAAAAGCAUUGUCCAAAGCUGGUUGGCAAGUGAAAGAUGUCGAUUUGUUUGAGUUGAAUGAAGCGUUUGCAUCUCAGUCUUGUGCUGUGGUGAAGGAACUCAAUCUUGAUCCUUCCAAGGUUAACAUCAGUGGUGGAGCGAUUGCAUUAGGACAUCCUAUAGGUGCUUCGGGAAGUAGAAUUCUAGUGACAUUGCUACACAACCUUAAACGAACAUCGCAACAAAAGGGUGUGGCAGCACUAUGUAUCGGAGGAGGGAUGGGAAUAGCUAUGUGCGUAGAGACCCUAAAUUGAAAAUGGAACUCAAAGAAUAGGUUGGGUCAGAAUAGUUUAGUAUAGGUUAUUUUAGUGCUAUAGCAAUAGGUUUCAGUUUUUUGUUUUACUGGGAUUGGAUUAGGUGGGUAGCCAGCCAAUCCUGAGCUACAUACCAGUACUAGCUUUCACAGCAACAGCCACCCUGUCUUCAAAUUGUCCUGGAUCUGCCAUGACUAUAGUCUUGUAAUGAAAAUUGUCAGAUUUUUGCUUGCAAAGGCAGCUUGUUAGAGAAAACACUGCACUGUGUUUAUAUGAGUGACAUGCAUGUUGUGGAAAACAAGACAAGACAAAAAUAUAUCGGUACCGUCACAAUAAAAUAUAAAAGAAACUAGAGUGCAAAUAAUGUACCCGUUAUAUAGUUAGGAUGAAAUAGGAGAUAAAUAGCGCUUAAUUAGACAAGAAAUAGGAAUUCAGUGAGGCAUGACAAGGGCACAGGCGUUUACUAGAGUGACAACUCAAUACGCAAAUGAAUAAAUACGAAAAUGCAAACAUGUCAAACUAUUAUACGAAGGAAGAGCAUGUACAAUAAAAUAUUGUUUCAGUUUU
Molecule: messenger RNA, 1800 nt
Organism: Actinia tenebrosa (Australian red waratah sea anemone)
Lineage: Eukaryota; Metazoa; Cnidaria; Anthozoa; Actiniaria; Actiniidae
Molecular function (GO): acyltransferase activity, transferring groups other than amino-acyl groups
Source: RefSeq, a predicted model, not a curated record